Molecule: messenger RNA, 6246 nt
Organism: Rotaria sp. Silwood2
Lineage: Eukaryota; Metazoa; Rotifera; Eurotatoria; Philodinida; Philodinidae
Source: the annotation of a GenBank genome assembly
AUGGCUCAUAUUCUUAUCGAUUGGCUUAACGAUGAUGUUCAGCUGUCGAAGAAAAUCGAGUCAAGCAAUAAUCUAUCUAGUGAAUUCGCCACUGGUUAUCUGUUCGGUGAAAUUCUUUCUAAAUAUGGUCUACAAGAAGAUUUUCCUCAAUUUAGUACAAGCAAAAAUUCAGUAUCUCAACUGAAUAAUUUUACACGAAUUGAACGUACUCUUCAUUUACUUGAAAUUCCAUUUAAUACAAAUAGUGCUCGACAAAUAAUGACUAUGGAAAAAGGUGCUGUUCAGCAACUUUUAUAUCAACUGUAUACAGCUUUAAAUCGAAAAAAGAGACGAAAUUUAACUGGCGCAGCUAUGGAAACAAUGAAAGCACCAGCAACUAAAAUUUUAGCACAAGCUGAAACACAACAAUAUCAAAAUUUAAUUAAGAAAAAAACAACACGUCAAUGUGAUCUUAGUUUACAACAACUUGUUGCUAAACAUGAAGAAUUUAAAGCACGACAAGAUGAAAUUAUCAAUAAACAAAAAUAUGAAGAUGAUGAAGAAAAACGACAAGACUUAGAAUCUAAACGACAAUAUUUACUCAAUCGUUCAAAAGAAAAACGAGCUAAAGAUGCUGAAAUGAUGACUAAGAUUAAAUCACAGCAACAAGAUCUUGGUUAUGAGCUCGAAAUCGAGCCAAUGCCAGCAAGUGUAGUAAUGAUUCCAAAAACACCACCACUUCUUUCUAAACAAGCAUUGGAAAAAAAACGAAGAUUAAAAAAAGAAGUAGAAAUGCAGGACACAAUGAAUGAUAUUCGACGAUUUGAAAAACGUGUUUUACAACAUACUGAAUUUGAUGAUGAUGAAGGUUUUGAUGAAAAUACUCAAGGAGAAUCAAUGAAUCUUGCCGAUAUGGAAUUAUCAUCUCCAUACGAACAAGAAAACAAAGAUCAAACUAGUAAAAUCUGUACAACAACAUCAUAUGAAUUAGUCACUUAUACAAAACCUUUACAACCGGGACAAGUUGAUCCUUAUAUACUUGAAAUUCGACGACGUCUACAAGAAGAUAUUCAUGCAAGACGUGAACGAGAAAAACGACGUCGAAAAGUUUUAGUUGAUCAACUUCGUGCACUUGAAGCUAUUGAAGAUUCAAAACGUGAAGAAUCACUUGUUAGUCAUUUACUUCGUCAAUCACAAUUUGAACGACGUCUGGCUGUUGAAUUAUUACAAACAAGACAUGAAAAAGAUAUUUUACGUCAAAAUCGUAUUGCAUAUGAAAAACAACUUGAAGUUCGUCGAAAACAAGAUUUUAUUGAAGCUAUGGAUCGAGAAGCGGAAUUAGCACGUUUAGCUCGACUUGAAUAUGCUGAACAAGUACGAAAAGAUAAAGAAUUACAUGAUAUUCUUCAAGCUGAAAAAGCUGAAGCUAAACAUAAAGAACAUGUUGAAUUUUGUACACGUAUUACAUGGCAAUUAGUUGAUUUUGCAUUAAAAAUUGGAGAAUAUCGACAAUUAACUGAAAAUUUAAUACCAGCUAAAGUAUGGCGUGAAUGGAAUGCAUUAUUUGUUGGUGAUAGACCAUUUUUUGAUGAUGAACAACGUAUAUCAGAAGCUCAACAAGAUGAAAUUGAUCGACAAGAACAAAAACUUCAUGCACAAACUGUUUUACAAGAAGAAAGUUUAAAAAUAUUAGAUGAAGGAGAUUUUAAUGAAUAUCGAAAUAUGAUUGGUGACUGGGAACCACCAGCGGGUAGUCAAUCUGCAACAGCUAUUACACAUGUACCACCUAUUGAUAAUCCCAUUUUUGGUUAUGUUGUUAAUCGUUUACAUAAUAUUGUACAUCCACCAGCUGAUAAAAUUCCACCACCAUUAUUUCCUGCUUUUGGACUUAAAAUUAUUGUUUUGGGAAAAUCUUUUGCUGGUAAAUCAACUGCAAUUAAACGAUAUGGUGAAGAAACUGGUGUAACGAUUCUUAACAUUGAACAGCUAUUACAUGAAGCUAUAGAAGCAUUUAAUAAUAGUGAAAUACGUGAUGAUGAAACGGACGACACUGAUAUGGAAUAUUCAACAAAGAUGGAUCAUGAUAAUGUUCCUAUUUCUCAUGGAAAUCCAUCAAUUGAUCAAACAGGUAACUUUUAUCUUCAAUAUAUUGUUCACAUAAAAAAGAAAACCAAUCUAGAUAAAAAUUUAAAGUAUUAUAUAAAUAUUGAAAAUGAAGAUAUUUUUGAUAUAUUUAAAAAAACAGAAGACAAUCGUAAUUUUUCAUUAUGUUUACAAACAUUCACUACUAAUUAUCAUACAUUCAAUAUGAAUAAUAAUGCUAAGAAAAGACAAAAAAAGAAAAAAAUUCAUAAAAAUAAGAAGAAAACGAAACUAAAACAAUCACCUACAUUGUACAAUAUUCCAUCGAACACUUCUAUCUCAGGUCUUUUUUAUUUUCAACUUUAUACAACUGGUGGUGAAUAUCCGCCAGGGCCACCACCUACACUUGAUGAUCUUACCGAUGCUAUGAAUUCUGAACAAUUGAAUAACAAGAAAAAUCGAAUGGAUAAACUUACUGAUCGUGCUAAACUUGGCUCGAUCAUUGUUCAAUCAAUGAAACUCGGUGAAUCAUUAAGUGAUCGUAUGGCUGUACAACUUAUUGCUGAACGUCUUCGACGAAUUCCAGAUCGUGAAGGUUGGAUUAUUGAUGGAUUUCCAACAACAUAUGAACAAGUAAAAUUACUCGAAAAUGUAUUAUCAGGUUAUGAAGAAGAACGUCCAAAAGAGUUUGAUCCUCUUUUGGCACCUAAUCCACGUCCAACACCACCACCUGAACCAUAUAAAUCAAUUAUUGAUCUUGUUGUUCUUUUUCAUGUCACUAAUGAUAUAAUUAUUCGACGUGCAGCUGGUCGUUCAUUUGCUCCAUUAGCCAAUCGAGAAUUUCAUGAACAAUAUAAUUCACCUCCAAUAGGUGCUGCAACAGGAUUUAAUGGACAAGAACAAGUAUUUCCAACAAAAGAUGCAGCUAAUGACAUGGAACAAUUACAACAUCGUAUAUCACAAUUUCAAGAUUCAUAUCCUCGAAUAGAAAAAUUCUAUUCUCAAUAUUCAAAAGUUGUUGUUGUUGAUGAAAUAAAAUCCGAUACACCAUUAGAUGAAGAACAAUUAUAUCAUGAAUUAUCACGAGCUAUUGAAACACAUGUUGAUGAAGAACAAGCAAAAAUACGUCAAGCAGAAGAAGAAAGACAAAGAGCAGAAAAUGAACGUUUAGCCAAAGAACAAGAAGAAUUAGAAGCUAAACGACGAGCUGAAGAAGAAGCAGCUAAAGCGCAAGAAGCAGCAGAAGCUGCUGCUGCUGCUGAACGCGCCGCUAAAGAAGCUGCUGAAGCUGAAGCAGCAGCUAAAAAAGGUGGCAAAGGUGGCAAAAAAGAUCGAUCACCAGCUGCUAGUGCUGUAAAGAAAGGUAGUCCGAAACCGGCUGGUAAGAAGGGUAAAAAAGAAGAAGAGCCAAUACCAACAGUUGGAACAGUUCCAUCAGAACCUCAAGGACCACCCCCUCCGAAACCUGGUUCUGAAGAAUGGGUCUAUGUUCAAGAACCUAUCGAUCCUGAAAUUACUAUUAUCCUUUCAACUUAUUAUGAUGCAGUCGAAUCAAAUUACAUAGAUGCAUGCAAAAUUGUUUUUCGUAAUAUUCGUUUUGAACGUUCUCAUCUUGUCGAUCAUUUUUAUAAUGCAAAAGUCAAUUUUAAAAUUUUUCUUGAUCGUCCUGAUGCAAAACAAGAAUACGUUGAUAUUUUUGUUAAAGAGUUCAAUGCAUUGCCAGAUGAUGCACGUGAUGAUGAAGAAUUUAAACAAGAACUUCAUCAACGUGUAGAAGAUUUAAGCGAUACUUUACAUGAAAUAGCUUCACAACGUAAAGAAGAAUCUGAAAAAGAACGAGAAAUAGUUAUGACUGAUGGAUGGGUUUCAGAUCAUUUAGGUCUUUUAACAAAUCAUUAUAUAACAUUGAUGCAGAGUGAAAUUGAUCGAUAUCAAGAUGCAUUACGUAUGCUUCGUGAUUAUUAUAAAUCAAUGCAACAACCAAUACCUGAUGAAAUGAAACAAGAUUAUGCACGAUUACCAUUAUUUGAAUUAAUGGAAGGAGGAGAACGUCCAGCUUCAGUUGCCGAAAGUCUUGUUGAUUAUGAUUCAACAAAACCACCUGGUUCAGCAACUGGUAAUAUUGAUCUUGAAGCAUCUUCUCAAGUUGGUACACCAAAAAAAGGCAAACGAGCUUCAUCAGCAAGUAAAAAUAGUAAACGAACACCAUCACCACCGAAAUCUCCAAAAGGUGGAAGAAAACCAGCUGGAAAAAAAGAUAAAGAAGCUCAACAAUCGAUUGAUGCAACUACACAAUCACCUGGGCAAGAUCCGUCGAUGAAAAAUAUUAAACCUAAAUUACCUAUGGUACCUCGUCGACCAUUAUCAGCAUUUGAUACAACUGAUAAUAAGAAACGUGCAGCUCAAGCUGCAGCAGCUAAAAAACGUGCCGAUGAUCCUAAUGCUGGUGAACCAUCACCACCACCUCCAGAAGACAUGGAUGAACGACUUAUUUUUGAUGGUCAUCGUUUAGCUACUCAAUAUGUUAAUGAUAUGCUUACUAGUGAACAAGCUAAUGCCGAAAUAGAUACAACGGCGAAUGCAGCAGCUGCAGGUGGUGCUGCUGCACCUGCUGGUGCUGGUGGCAAAGAUGCUAAAGGUGGUGGUAAAGAUGUCAAAGGUGAUAAAAAAGGUGCCGGUGGAAAAGAUUCUGCAGGAAAAGGUGGCAAAAAAGGAGGAAAGAAAGCAGAUGAACAACCUGUGGAAAGUUUAGUUGAAGUGACACCUGAAGAAUUGGCUAAACGAGAAUUAAGAACUAAAAUGAAAGAAGAAUAUUUAGCUGCUCUUAGUAACGAAGUACGUAUUUGUCAAGCACGUUUAAUGCUCAUUCGUGAUGUUGGUUCUCGUGCUAUUACAAGUUUAAAAACCAAAGCUGAUGAAACAUAUACACGUAUGUAUGAAUGGCUUGGUGAAAAAUAUAAACAAGAAACUGAAAGCAUUGAGAAUAUGUCUAAAAUAAUUCGAUAUGCAAUUGAAUCAAAAGAAAAAAUUGAACAACAACUCGUUCUUGAUAGAUAUGCAUUCUAUAUUGCUGAAGAUGUUAUUGUUGCUCCACCACCAGUACUUCCACCUCGACCAUUACCUUUAGAACAAACAACGUCUGAACUAUUUACUGUCGAUCAAUUGAGAGAACUCUUCAAACAAUUUAUAUUAACUGCACCGAGCGGUCUUCUCUCAACGAAGACAUUUAUUGAUUUAUACUCAGAUCUGACUACAGUCACUGUAGGCCAACGACUUUUACCUGAAGCAUGGUCGAAUUUAGAUCAAAUACAAAUUGAAUCAUUGGCUACAAUGCUUUCAAAUGGUUCUGAAUUCAUUAAUUGGCGUUUAUGGCUUUUAUUUGCUUCACAACCAUGGCCUCAUCCUACUCAACAAGAAUUGCUCAAUCUUCUCUUCACCUAUGCUGAACAUGAUACUGAUCAUUCAGGCUUUAUUUCUCGUACAACUUUCAAUGAGAUUCCACUUUGGUUUAUAAUGGAACGUGCUUCAACACCUGAAGAUCCAUCUUUACCACGUCCUUACAAUCGUGAACAUCAUCUAAAACAAUUUUGGUUCGAUUUAUUUGCCCUUGACGACAAUGCAUCACUAUUACCUUAUGAAGAUAUGCUCUUGUAUAUGGCUGCUGUACCUAAUCCAUUACAUGGUUUCUGUCGAGCAUUAACGAUAGCUGAACAAACAGUUAUGCCUACACUAAAAGAGCAAUUACCACAAAUUGAUAUGCAUUGUGCUAUAUUGAAUACACAAGAAUAUGAACGAUUAACAGAAAGAGAACGAGAACAAAUACAAGAAGGCGAAAUUGAAACACCAAAUGAUGGAUUUAUUUCAGUUGAUGGACUCCAUCAUGUUUUACAUCAUGGUGAACGUAAAUUUGGUGAUACACAUCGAUUUGCUACAACUGAAGAUCCAGAAGAUUUUGCUUCAAAGGAACGUCUUUAUGCUGUUUGGGAUGAAAUGCAAAUUGAUCGUUCUUCAAAGAUUCAUCUAUCUGCAUUGCUUAAUCAUCCAGUAAUCGCAGAUAUGGUUGCUAAUUGUUGCAAAUAUCGAGCACCGGAUUUCAAGCAAAUACUUCACAUAAAACAAAUAGAUGAAAUGUCGGCUAUUGAUUCGCAUGGACAUCGUACUCCGGAACAAACUAUACUUAGUUAA